AUGUCUUCCACUGACAAGCAAACAGCUCUCGUCAAUCAGCUCCAAAUCGACGUUCCAAAGGAGAAGGUCAAAGCCCAUCUCCAAGUCCUUGGAGUGUUCUUCCUCCUUCUCGACACGUUGGCUGCAAUCAGUAAACCGGAGGAUGUAGAAACCACGGUCGACGAAUUUUUCCAGCGGUCGACCUACCGCCUGCAAGUGUGGUUAGCGCAGGUCGUCAACGUUGACGGCGAGGAAGAUUUCAAGAAGAAGCCACUUCAAGAUCACGAGCUUCCUCCGCUCGACGUCGCGCUGGCGUUGCAUUCAUUCGGGGCGGCGUUUCCCCCAGCUGAAGCGCAUGAAGGAAUAGACUCUGGCCAACAUAACCCCGCCAGUCAGGGAUACGACGAGCUCAAGUCACUCGCUGCCGCGCAAUACUGGCAGAGCUCGACCCAGCUCAAAUUCGAUGCCAUCGAUUCGAUGAGCAAGGAUGCUACCAGGGUCAUCGAGUGCCCGUCGUGCGGUGCGGCGGGCAGUGUCCCGUGGGCUGGUGCCCGUGGAUUCACUAGUCCCGGCUUCGAGUACGACUGCGCGCGGUGUGGUUUGGUCGUCAAUCAUGACCUCCUGUGCGCGGGCAAGUUCUUCGAGGCCCUGGCCCGCGCGAAGAACGACCCAGGAUUCUGCCUCCCGAACACGGCCAUCCUCGUCAGGGGCGAGCUGGACGUGUCGCGCUGCGCAUCCAUUGUCGCUGCGGUGCGGAAGUGCUUACAAGACGAUAAAGGCGGAAUCCCGCCCCUGAAGGAUCUGGCCGAGUCGGCCGCGAACGAAGGGAGCAGUACCAUGGCAUUCAUCGCCAACAAGUUAUCCCGAGCGGACGCUCUACGGGCCGAGAGGAACUCGGCUCCCGCAGUCCGUCCGAAAUACGCUCACACGCCCCGUCUCGCAGACGUCGUCGUUGCGCUGCACCACCAGCGCCCAUUCAUCAACAAUGUAUACAAGCAAGGCUGGUCUGCGCCACAGACCGCCGUGCCUGCCGGGUUUCGAUGA
Pleurotus ostreatus (oyster mushroom) is the source of this 1023-nucleotide messenger RNA. RefSeq lists its product as uncharacterized. Bases 1 to 1023 code for a protein of 340 amino acids. Lineage: Eukaryota; Fungi; Basidiomycota; Agaricomycetes; Agaricales; Pleurotaceae. The transcript has 6 exons. The record is from RefSeq and is a predicted model, not a curated record.